GAUUGGCCGGGUGCGUGUGUGCGCGGUGACGCGUGUCGCGGCGGUGCGGGUCCCGAUUGCUGCAGCCGCUUGUCAGUGUGACGAAGAUUGGCACCCAGGUGUGUAUCUGCUAUCUUGUGCAGCAAUGAGCCUGGAAUUCAAUCUGCUGGAAUAAGACAAUGGCCUCUACAUCCAGUUGAAAUAAAGGGACAUGAAAUGCGAGUAGCCUAUAACAGUAGGGAAAAUGUACAGUUCUUCUUCUCCUCACUGCAUUUACAAGUGAAGACAUCUACAUGGUUUCCCCAAGCAUAAACUAUCAGAUAAAACAGAAAGAGACUCACCUGAAGAUAUGAUGAAACUCUGAGAAAGCUGCUACUUUAGAAUGUGGCCCUUCAGAAUCAUACACCUUUUACUGAAACCUCCACUUUAACUGUGCGGAACCACGCAUGGAUCCCAAAUUGAAGGAAUCCAUGGUAACACGGUCCCUGCUAUAACGUGGUCCCCGCAUUAACGAGGAACCACGCAUGGAUCCAAAACUCCGCGUUCUAGCCGGGGUCCGGUGUACAAGUUUGAUUAAAUGUGUUCUCACUUGUGAUGAUUUGACAUUAUUAACUCUUCAUUAACCAUGAUGGCAACACAGACAUUAAGUAUAGACAACUAUCAAGAUGGACAAGAGGAAGCUGCGUUGAAGAUGAUGAAAGGAACAUGUCUGAACAUGCAGGAUCUUCAGAUGCAAGUAGUAACCGAGUUAAAAACUGAACAAGACCCAAACUGCUCUGAAACUGAUGCAGAAGGAGUGAGUCCUGCCCCUGUAGAAUCUCAGACGCCAAUGGAUGCAGACAAGCAGGCCAUUUACAGGCACCCACUGUUUCCAUUAUUAGCACUAUUAUUUGAAAAAUGUGAACAAUCUACACAGGGCUCAGAAGGCACUACCUCUGCUAGUUUUGAUGUAGAUAUUGAAAAUUUUGUAAGGAAGCAGGAGAAAGAAGGAAAACCCUUUUUUUGUGAAGAUCCAGAAACUGAUAAUUUAAUGGUAAAGGCAAUCCAGGUUCUACGUAUUCAUCUGCUUGAGCUAGAAAAGGUUAAUGAACUCUGCAAGGAUUUCUGUAGUCGUUACAUUGCCUGUCUGAAAACUAAAAUGAACAGUGAAACUCUACUAAGUGGAGAACCUGGAAGUCCUUAUUCACCUGUACCAUCGCAGCAAAUUCAAAGUGCCAUUGCGGGCACACUGAGUCCCCAAGGGAUUAUGGUGCCUGCAUCAGCAUUGCAGCAGGGAAAUGUAACUAUGGCAACAGUAGCAGGGGGUGCAGUGUAUCAGCCAGUCACUGUGGUCACUCCACAAGGUCAAGUAGUGACACAAGCACUGUCACCUGGGACAAUUAGGAUCCAGAAUUCACAGGAUAAUACUGCAAGAGAACUUCCACCACUACCGCUGCAGCUUCAGUUACAGUUAAACCAAGAUCUAAAUAUCUUGCAUCAAGAUGAUGGCUCGUCAAAAAAUAAGAGAGGGGUUCUUCCAAAGCACGCUACUAAUGUGAUGAGAUCGUGGCUCUUUCAGCACAUAGGGCAUCCAUAUCCAACAGAAGAUGAGAAAAAGCAGAUUGCAGCCCAGACAAAUCUGACACUACUGCAGGUUAACAAUUGGUUUAUCAAUGCUAGAAGACGAAUUCUUCAGCCGAUGCUAGAUUCCAGCUGUUCUGAAACUCCAAAAACAAAGAAGAAAACAGCUCAAAACAGACCAGUUCAGAGGUUCUGGCCUGAUUCCAUUGCAUCAGGAGUUGCUCAGCAGCAAUCUAAUGAACUUACAAUAUCAGAUGAGUGGAAGAGCCAAACUUGUUACAUGGGGCCUCCUGACUCUCCACGCUGUUCUCAUUCCUGCAGACCACCCUGCCUUACUGCCCAAGGAGCUGUUGUAACAAUUACAGCUCCAGUCAACAUGAAUGUAGACAGUCUCCAGUCUCUGUCAUCUGAUGGUGCUACUUUGGCUGUUCAGCAAGUUAUGAUGGCAGGACAAAGUGAGGAUGAAUCUGUGGAUAGUGGUGAAGAUGAUGGAGCAGACCUCUCAACAACAAACAUCAGCGGGCUUGUUUUGGAUAACAGUGAUUCUCUGCAGUAGGAAGCAAGAGAAUGUGACAAAAUAUGUAGGAAAAUGAAUGGACUGACUGUUUUUAUAGUUUGCAUAGCAAACAUUUUACACAAGUUUUAUUUCUAAUAUGUUUUAUAUGUAGAUAUAGAAGGGUGCACUUUUUUGUAUUUCAUAGUAAGCUUAAAGAGUGUCUUUGCAGGUGCAGCAACUUCUUUCAAAUGUGUUUUUGAAUUUGAAGAGGGGUUGGGUUUGUUUGGUUUUUUUUAAUUACAAAAAAUUGUGUCUAGUAAUAUAAUGACCACAUAAAUGCCCCUUUUGUUUUCUCAUUAAAUUGAAAAUGCUACAAUUUGUAAAGAAUUAUGCAGUUUCAAUUAGACCUGUUGUUUAACACAGCUCUUGGUUGACUAACGAUGUAAAUUCAAAGCAUAUGGCACUUGAUCAUUAAGUUAGACACACAUUUGAAAGAUGCAUCUGCACCUUAAAAACUGCCAGUCUGAAGUGGGCAACAACACACACCCACAAAGAAAAUGGAGAUGUGUGAUUCAGUAGCGAAUGUAUGACAGUUUAAAUAAGUUUAAUUUCUCUCAUAGUCAGUGAGCUUGUUUAUCAUUUGCUAUAAAAACUCCUAUUUUUACCUUGGUGGGAUUAUUGGAUAAAAAAAAUAUUUUUAUAAAUUCAGUAGGAAUUGGAAUGACAACUGUAUUGAGCAUGAGAGAAAAAUUUCCAGAAGGGGAAAAUAAAUGUUUAGUAUUCCUAUUUGGAAGGUUCUGAAAAUUUGACCAAAUUUAAUAAACAUGCCUAAUGCUAGUGUUC
Gopherus evgoodei (Goodes thornscrub tortoise) is the source of this 2878-nucleotide messenger RNA. RefSeq names its product PBX/knotted 1 homeobox 1 (gene PKNOX1). The coding region runs from base 605 to 2095 and encodes 496 amino acids. Gene Ontology annotation, molecular function: DNA-binding transcription factor activity, RNA polymerase II-specific; RNA polymerase II cis-regulatory region sequence-specific DNA binding. The record is from RefSeq and is a predicted model, not a curated record. The transcript is spliced from 17 exons. NCBI's taxonomy places the organism in Eukaryota, Metazoa, Chordata, Testudines, Testudinidae. Gene Ontology annotation, biological process: regulation of transcription by RNA polymerase II; angiogenesis.